AUGACAUCCUAUUCAUCUUUGCACAACGGGAGCGCGUCUAGUUCCGCAAUUUUGAAUCAGGGUCACUUUCCUUCAUUCAGUGUACCACAAGUACUAGUAGCAGGGACAACAACUUAUCAGCCACCCAUCUUCGCAUCUUCAUCAACUUCAAAUUCAACAAAUGGUCUACGAGCUUUCAAGGCUCCAGCUCAUAAACAUGCACAUCAUCUCCACUCUAUCCCUCCUAGGGAGAAAUCUACCCGAACUCUCAUAAUAGAUCAUAUGUUAUGGGUGCAUGGCCGAACCCGAUUUACCCAGGCCCGUGCUGAGCUCGGAAUGACCGACCGAACAGGAGGUCCUUCUUCGCCUAACUACCGUUAUCGUGAACGUCCGGAGUCCUAUGAGGAAGAUGACGAAGUUUCAAGUGACGGCGAGAAUGUCGAAAUGCUCAAAGCCAGAGAGGGUGGUCCGAACCAUCCUCAUAAUGAGGAUGAGGACAAUCGUCGGCAGAAACAGGACUUGACCCUGGCAAGGACUCUAAGACUCCGUGCUAUUGGUCUCGAGAAGGUCGUCACAUCAAUGCUCGACCAGCCUCCUACUGUGCACCCAAUCCUCGAUGACGAUCUGAAUACACCACCUACAUCCCCACAGCGCCCAGAAUCACUUCAGUCACCUCCGCGUGCGACAUCCCACCCGCACACUCUUCCAAAUGGCGUUCGUUUACGGUUAGCGUUGGGGACUGUCAUCAAUGACUUAUUUGCGCGUCAAGCGCCUACUUCUCCAUACCGACAUCAUCACCAUCCUCCACCAAUCAUUCUCCCCAGCAAUGGCUCAGAUCAAGCGUCUUCAAACGGUCGAAGUCCAGAUAACUCUCCUGCAAUGCAGAAGGCGUCGCCAGCAUCUGGGAGGGGCAGUAGCAUGUCCUCUGGACAAGGAAUUACUGGUAGCCUUCCUCCAUAUGUCGUCCUUCUUUCGCAGGUAUCAGCUGCGGCACUUCCUCAGACAUCUCUUUUACCCAGGGGUGACUUCCCUUCUCCAAUGCAAGCACCACAAAUGGUGCAGUCUCGUAACCGAAGGUCAAAGUUCAUGCCUAGUAGUCGUGUAUACGCUAUGUACAUGCAAGGCGCCGACCCCUCCACCGCCAAUUCACCCCCUAGCCUGCGGUGCCCUCGGCAUCUUCAUACUGCAUGCGAAAUCUGCGUCGAAGCCAAACAUUCUGUCAAAGCACCAGGAGGGUCUGGUCGAGCACGCCCACCAUCUGCUGCGAUGGGCGCCAGAAGCUUUGGAGACUGGGAAGGAGGGCUAGGCGGUUCGGGUGGAGGUAUGGGUGGCAGUGGAGGCGGUAUUGCUGGCUGGCAAGAUGGCCCCGGUGUUGGAUCGGGCUUGGCUCAGCCGGGCGUGAAUGGCAGCGUAUUGCGCCGGAAGUCGAAGUGGUUCAUGGCUGAUUCUGAAGAGGAAUACUCGGGUGCUGGCACUGGGAACACUCGGCUGUCAGAGUUCAUUCCGCGCUUUUUGAGGCUUUCUGCCCUUGUCGCAACUGAGCUUGGAGAAGAGCUUGGCGAUGAUGAGUAUGAAGGCGACUGGCAACGUGGUGCAGAGAUGUCUGCCCAAAUGUCACCUCGGCCCUCAUCCCGAAGAUCUCAAACCAUCGAGGCGCCCUCUGCACCUCCUUUACGACCUUCGCGAGAAUGGUACAUGCUCCUCGCGGGCUUGCUCUCUCGUGCUACCCUGGAGGGUUAUCUCACCGGAGGGUGGUGGGGUCUGGAGGCUGUUGAAUGCCUUCUAUCAGUUGGCUUGGGCAUCACUGAUGACGGGUUGGGUCAUCGGGGUCAACUCGAACCACCGGACGACGCAGAUUCUGCAUUCGAAUGGUUUGAACCAGACGACUUACCUGGUCUCAAAGAAGCGACGAGAAUCAUGUUUCCUGCGUUGCGAGCUGCGCGAAACGGGACGCCCAUUCGAAGAGAGGGCGCCGAAGCUGAAUUUGAAGCUGAAAUGGACGAGCGGCUCAGAAGGUUCUAUACGAUACCGUCUUUGACGCCAGAUCUAUCAACGCACAUGGAGGAUCUGGCAUGGCACUACCCUGCUGAGCCUGUUGAAAGGGCAGCACUACGCUUUUGUGAAGCAAUCGCAAAGUGGCGUGGUAAACCUGAACUCGAAACCUACAAAAAGAAACCGCCAAAAGAUAUAGGAGCAUCUAGUAUGACCAUUGAGACACUCGUACAUUCCAAUCCAACGAGUCCCACGAUAGGAGGGUAUCCAGUUCAGCCAUCGAGGUCCCAAAGGCCUGCCAUCGAGAAGUAUUUCAUCGUACCGCCCUCAUACAUAGGAAGGAGCAAGCGCAGGAGAUCGCUUGAUGUAGCCGAAUCAUCUAACAAGAGGGCCCAUGGGUGA
Molecule: messenger RNA, 2373 nt
Organism: Suillus subalutaceus
Lineage: Eukaryota; Fungi; Basidiomycota; Agaricomycetes; Boletales; Suillaceae
Exons: 4
Coding region: 1-2373 (790 amino acids)
Source: RefSeq, a predicted model, not a curated record